AUGAGAGAAGAAAACCAGUCUUUCACCACAGAUUUCAUCCUCUUAGGAAUUACUGGACAUCAGGAAAAGGAAAAUUUCUUCUCCUUCCUCUUUCUGUUCAUUUAUCCCAUCACAUUAAUUGGAAACAUGCUCAUCAUCCUAGCCAUUCUCUCUGAUGUUCGUCUUCACAAUCCCAUGUAUUUCUUCCUUGCAAAUCUCUCCCUUGUUGACAUCUUCUUCUCAUCUGUAACCAUCCCCAAGACAUUGGUCAACCAUCUCAUGAGUAGCAAAGCCAUCUCUUUCGGGGGAUGCCUAACACAGAUGUAUUUCAUGAUAGGCUUGGGUAACACAGACAGCUAUAUAUUGGCUGCAAUGGCAAUUGAUAGAGCCGUGGCCAUCAGCCACCCACUUCAUUACACAUCAUUUAUGAGCUCCCGGCUUUGUGUCUUACUGGUUGUUGGGUCUUGGGUGGUUGGAAAUGCCAAUGCCCUUCCCCACACUCUGCUCACAGCUCAUCUGUCCUUCUGUGGAAACAAGGAAGUAGCCAACUUCUACUGUGACAUUACCCCUUUGCUCAAGCUGUCCUGUUCUGACAUCCACUUUAAUGUGAAGAUGAUGUAUCUGGGAGUUGGUGUUUUCUCUGUGCCUUUGCUUUGCAUCCUUGUCUCCUAUGUUCAGGUCUUCACCACAGUCUUACAACUUCCAUGCACUAAAGGAACAAUCAAAGCCUUCAACACCUGUGGUUCUCACCUGACAGUGGUUUCUUUAUAUUAUGGAACAGUCAUGGUCACAUAUUUCAGACCUCUCACCAGUUACAGUCUGAAAGAUGCAGUGAUAACUGUGAUGUAUAUGGCAGUGACCCCAAUGUUAAACCCUUUCAUCUACAGUCUGAGAAACCAGGAUAUGAAGGUUGCUCUGGGGAAACUCUUCCACAGUAGAACCUCCUCAGCUCCACAGUGA
Messenger RNA from Castor canadensis (American beaver), 939 nucleotides. Its product is annotated as olfactory receptor 1A1-like. Gene Ontology annotation, biological process: G protein-coupled receptor signaling pathway. Lineage: Eukaryota; Metazoa; Chordata; Mammalia; Rodentia; Castoridae. Gene Ontology annotation, molecular function: olfactory receptor activity; G protein-coupled receptor activity. The record is from RefSeq and is a predicted model, not a curated record. Gene Ontology annotation, cellular component: membrane.